This is a messenger RNA of Salvelinus sp. IW2-2015, 1005 nucleotides long. The record is from RefSeq and is a predicted model, not a curated record. NCBI's taxonomy places the organism in Eukaryota, Metazoa, Chordata, Actinopteri, Salmoniformes, Salmonidae.
AUGCAAACUGUUUCAGAGGACUUUGGAGUGAACCCCAAUGACAAUGGGCCUUGCGCAAUAGAGCUCACCAGCAACCUCACCCAGGCCGGUACCAGCCUUGUGCCAACUAAGCCCUCCCACCGAUGCCCCCAAGAGGACACCCCUGUCACAAAGCGCAACCCGGAGGACCCCUCCUGCGUCCACCCAGUCGCAUCUGCACGCUCACUACCUCCACCACCAGCACUCUACCAACAUCCCAUCCCCCAGCCCUUGCUCUUUGACCCCCCCAGCCCCACCAGUGAGCCCCCCCAGCGUCCGGCCCCCGUCCCCCUGCACAUCAUGAUCCAGAGGGCCCUGUCCAGCCCCGGCCAGGCCCAGCCACAUCCCGACGGCUCCCAGCGUUCAGCCCACUCCCUGCUCUUUGAGACGCCGCCCGAGUACCAGGGGGACCGCGGCCGGCCCCUAGCCGUCAGCAUCCAGCCUCUGAAACUGGCUGAGGAUGACUACUCUGAGGAGGAUGAUGAUGAAGAUGAUGAUAAUGAUGAUGAUGAUGAUGAAGAGGAGGAGUACGAUGGGGAGCUUCCCCAGCCAGAGCUGGAGCCACGGAGCAGGAGGUGCAUGGUGGGAGAGCCCUGCAUCAACGUCAUCCCCGAGGMGCCCAACAGCAGUGAGGAGGAGGAGGAGGAGGAGGAGGAAGAAGAGCAGGACCUGCAAAGGGAAAACAGCGACUCGGACGGGCCAGUGCUCUAUAAAGAUGAAAAUUCAGACGAGGAUGAGGAAGAUGAGCCUCCACCCAGUYCUUUGGCCAGCAGGGUCAGAAGGAAAGACACGUUAGCUUUGAAACUGAGUAACCGACACGCCCCAGAGAAACAUGCUCGAGAGGACAAGUCCAGCGGUCACACCGAACGACGCACUCCGGGACACACACCAGGUCACACACACCAAGGGUCAACAGGGCUGACAUGGCAGAGCAGGGAGCAAUGGGAGGCCAUACGCACACAAAUAGGCUCUGCACUCACAAGGUAA